This is a messenger RNA of Megalops cyprinoides (Indo-Pacific tarpon), 3565 nucleotides long. It is a transcript of the gene mapre1b, whose product is annotated as microtubule-associated protein, RP/EB family, member 1b. The transcript is spliced from 7 exons. Gene Ontology annotation, cellular component: cytoplasmic microtubule; microtubule organizing center; spindle midzone. Lineage: Eukaryota; Metazoa; Chordata; Actinopteri; Elopiformes; Megalopidae. The coding region runs from base 171 to 953 and encodes 260 amino acids. Gene Ontology annotation, molecular function: microtubule plus-end binding. The record is from RefSeq and is a predicted model, not a curated record. Gene Ontology annotation, biological process: regulation of microtubule polymerization or depolymerization; spindle assembly; protein localization to microtubule plus-end.
CGCCGAAGCUUAGGACGGAAUUUACCGCCGGCAGACGGGAGUAACGUUAGCAAAGGAAAAAAGUCCGAAGCUGUAAACGCUAACGUGCGUAUGUGAUAGAUAUCUUACUCCAAUUUGAUAUAUCAGCUGCGUCUAGGACAGGGAAUCGAUUUUAAACAAGCUUACAGAAGAUGGCUGUGAACGUCUAUUCGACCUCAGUGACCAGCGACAACUUGAGUCGCCACGAUAUGCUUGCAUGGAUAAAUGAAUCUUUACAGAUCAACCUCACCAAGAUAGAGCUGCUAUGCUCAGGUGCGGCCUACUGCCAGUUCAUGGACAUGCUGUUCCCUGGCAGUGUGCCUUUGAAGAAAGUCAAAUUUGGUGCCAAACUAGAACAUGAAUUCAUUCACAACUUUAAAUUAUUGCAAGCUGGCUUCAAGAGGAUGAACGUUGACAAAAUUAUCCCUGUGGACAAAUUAAUAAAAGGCAAGUUCCAGGACAACUUUGAGUUUGUGCAGUGGUUCAAGAAGUUUUUUGAUGCCAACUAUGACGGAAAAGAGUACGACCCCGUGGAGGCACGUCAGGGCCAGGAUACUGCACCGCUUCCUAACCCCUCCAUGUCUGCCCUGAACAAGCCUAAGAAGAUCCUCAGUGCUGCGCCCCAGCGAUCAGCAGCGGUGGCCAAGGCCCCCCCUAAAAUGGCACCUGGUUUGGCGCGGAGGCCAGGGACAGGCGGUGCUGAUGAAGAAAGAGCCGAGCUCAUCCAGGAGGUGAAUAUCCUGAAGUCCACAAUUCAGGACAUGGAAAAGGAGAGGGAUUUUUACUUCGGUAAACUGAGGAACAUUGAACUCAUCUGCCAAGAGAAGGAGGGGGAGGGCGACCCAACGCUGCAGAGGAUUGUGGAUAUACUUUAUGCCACAGAUGAGGGUUUCGUCAUACCGGAUGCUGAGUCAGAGGACCAAGAGGAAUUCUAAGACUGGAUGCAACUUUAAUAUCAUCUGUACCCAAUACAUGCCCCCCUCCAAUCCCCAUAUGCCAGAUUAUGUCAUGCAUUUGGUUUUGAACGAACUGUAUAUCACAUUGUUAAUCUGCAAAAAAAAAAGAGCAAUGAUCUCCAUUGGAGUCCUGCACCCUGCCCUCUGACCUGAGUAAAUCUAGAGCCCUGAUAGGCCCAGCUGCUGGGAGCCUUGCUCUGGGCUGGGGCUGGAGAGCCAUUUGUCUGUGAGAUACAGCUUCAGCUUUUUUCUUCUCUCCUGGGAAGUAGAGUGAGAUUUCUGGCACCUGCACACCCCUUUGUCUUUUUAAAGUUGUUCCUUUGUCGGUAUGCUGUUUCACCUGUUCACUUGUGUAGUUUUUUGAUAUUGCGGAAAGAAACUCACUUUGUAAAUGUAUUGGUCUUAGCUAGCAAUCCCUAGAUAUACCCAACUUGUUACAGGUUUUAAAAGACGAUGAUUAUUACUUUUUACGUUUGAAGCAAAACUCGUAUCAGGGUGUUCAGACAUUGUGCUACACAUGAUAAUACUCUGUUCCUUCAGUGAGCCGCCAUGCACGUCAGUUUUUGUAGGAUAGUAUCUUUUUGUUUUUCAUGAACUACUUUCCUACUGGGCUGCCAGUACAGUGGCUUCACCUAAAUUAUGAAGUGAGUCUUGCAAAUCGCUUGCCAUAUUAAUCAAAGAGCAGUGUUUUGUUUGUUUUUUUCAUUAGCCAUAUGUAACUAUUUAUCUGUGUCUGAUGUUGAGAGUACAAAAAUGUCAACACUGAAGAAAUGGCAAAACUAUGGUUUAAAUGCAUAGUUUUGUUUGUCUUCAGAUUUCCCAGAUGUACUCAGUUUCUGUGCCUGUAUUUGUGACUUAUCUUAAGUCAUAGGUUUGGAUCAAAGCAGACCUUCCACCCAUUUUACUCUUAAUUACAAACUAAGAGUUUUUGACGUUAGCCCAAUUCUAAUUUGUAGUUGCCUGACUGAUCAAAGAUUUGACUUGAUCUUGCCCUCUGUGUGCCUGUGAAGCAAGUUAGUUGGACAAACAUAAGUGACAUAACCGUGUGAAAAUGGUGGCAGACGUAAGUCUUUUUUUUUUUUUUUUUUUCAUGGGGACAUUUACUGAAGGAUUGUUGGUAAGAUCUUUUAAAAAUGCAUCAUUGGGAUGGGAAGUUCCGAAGAGGGUGCAUUUAUUGUUUUAGCAAAAUCCUACAGAUUUUCUCUUUCUAUUUAACAUGCAUUAACUCUGCAUUAUUGACACAUUCACAAAACCAAUUUGCAGUCUAUUCCCUACAAUAAAGCAGAAAAACAGCUUCCUGUGCAAAAGAUCUGAGCGUUUACACCUAACUGAAUUGCCUUAUUUUUAAUAAAUUUAGUUUACCGGGCGAGUUUCCAUGCAAUUCAUAGAUGUGACUGUUUUUUGGAUGUUCUCUCUUUUGGCGAUUGUUUGUAAUGCAGUUGAAGUAUUGUAACUGAGCUCUUAUUUUUGCUGCUCUGAAAUAAAGAUGUCUAGAGAAACUGGCACAAGAGAAUGGAUGUUUUGGGAGAGAGGCGCUCCGCCCCCAGACACAAUGCCUCAGUCUUCCAAUGUGGCAGUGUUCAAAGAGAAGUAAAUUUGUAUUGCACGCCAGUGUGUGCAGCACCUGCUGAGCUUUUGAGACGGAUAGCCUGCAGGAUAAUGCGGCUGUGUUAGCAAACAUGUCAAGCUGCAGAUGCAUUUUUUUUUUAAUCUUCCGAUGCUGAAAUGCAGGUUGACGUUAUGCAGGUACAGUAUGAACUGCAGUGUUAAAUUCCUUUGGAUAUUGAGUGUACAUUUGUACUCUUUAGGCACGCUGUUUUAAUGGUAGCAUAUUCACAAGGGGCUAAAAGCAGACUGGAGUCACAGUGGUUUUUUCCCCCUCCUCUAAACAAGUAACAUUGUGGAACAUUCAGCUGGAGGAUCACCAUAUUUGACUGGAUGAGUUAAAUUCAGUUGUCUCUUGUAACUUCCUGCAUGAGCUAAUUUAAAAUUUAUGUUGUAAUGGCAUUUUUUUUUACAUCUCUGCCAAAAUUACAAAUGCAGUUCAGACCAACAAACGUGGCUAGUUUCUUGGUCUGAACUGCAUGAUUAGAAUGCUGUUUGUGUGGGGGUCACCUGCGUUGCACAAAGGGAUGUGAUUGUUAAACCUCAAAUAAAAGCACUGGCUUGUGUAGUCACACUUUCCAUUCACAUUUACGCUUGCUGUGUAAUGGCAGAACGUUGUGUUGCAGUAGUUUUCUAUGGUAACUGUCCAAGAUUUUCUUCAUAAGCUUAGUUUGCUAAGCUGAACAUCCGAUGAAAAAAGCUCGUUGAUACUGUACAAACUCACAUUGUAUAGAAUGUUGAAACCUUUCCCAAUGGCACUGAAUGGCCUGUCUCUUCAUCAUUUUCUCAGUUUUCUAAGCCUGGUGUGGAGUAAAUCUCAGUCCUGGGAGACAGGAAGGGUGGCAAAGGGUGAUCCACAGAACAUUGUCUAAGGAACUCCAUUUUGUAUGUACAGAUGAAUAUCCUGCAGUUUUCUUUCUCAGUCAGUUAUUUCUCAGUGUUGUGCCAAUAUGGUCAUUGCCUCAUUUCUACUUUGUGUAUGUGGG